AUGCCAAGGCCAAAAGUGAUGAAGAGAAAGGCCACCGUCGAAAAAAUUAUUCAAAAGCUCGCGAAUGACGCUGAAUCUGCCGUUGUCAUGGAUCAAAAUAAGUGGGAUACAACUUUGAACUGGGGACUCGCCCCGCUUCUCGACCAUUUCAAUCAUUCCUUGGAAGCUAACACCGAAACAUGUUACUACGACGAUCGGCUGACGAUUCGAACAUUGAGUCCGAUCGGCGAGAACAAGCAACUGUUUAUAUCUUACGGCAAUCACUCGGACUCAUUCUUGUUGUCGGAAUACGGGUUCAUUCUAGGGAACGAAAAUCCAUACAACUUGGUAGAAAUACCGACAACUACGGUGUUGGAAGAGCGAAUGCUACCGAUCGCAAAGGGUAAUGGAUUCGAAACUGGCUACGCCAUCAGCCUCUCCGGCUGUUCGUGGAGUCUUCUUCGUGCACAGUUUUUACGAUAUUGGUCUCUUUGUAACCGAAACGAGCCAUUUCCUCUGGACACAGUGUAUUCUCAAAGAUGCGGCAAGGCACGUGGCGGAAAAUUUAAAGUUCCACCUCAAGAGAAUAAUACAAGACUCGGCGAAAUUCAUGCGCAAAUCGAAAAGAUCUCGGCUUGGCCCGAAAGAUAUCGACUCUGCCCUGAAAGCGAGGAGGAUAGAACCCUCUAUGGGUUUACGUGUACAGACUACUUGCCGUGGAGGUUCGCCUCUGGGGGUGGACGUGAACUUCACUUCAACGAAGACAGAGAGAUUGAUCUCGUCAAAUUUCUCGACAACUCGAUAUCAAAGAUACCAGCGCCAGUCAAAAUCCGUGCGCAUUGGUUAGUUAUCGACGGGGUCCAGCCAAACAUUCCAGAAAAUCCAGCUCCUGCCAAGAAGCCGCCUCAUGAUCUUUCGGCAAAGAAACUACCAGAAGAUCUUGGAAAAGAAGACAAAGGAAAAGACAAAAAGAAUGAGAAGAAAGCAGGCGACAAGGGGCAGACCCAAGCGCUGGAGCAAAAGCCAUUGAUGCGCCACGAACUCUCGAUAGAACAGAUGAAGUACUAUCAAGAGAUAACGCAGGCUGCAGUUGGCAGAAACGAAGAAAUACGCAAAGAAGCUUUGAAUUCGCUGGCCGAAGAUACAGGCAUUCAUGCAAUGUUACCUCGCUUCACGAAUUUCAUUUCUGAAGGAAUCAAAUGCAAUAUAAACGAAAAUAAUCUAGCACUAAUUAUCUACCUCAUGCGUAUGGUUAAAGCUCUUCUUGACAACCCUACGCUGUCACUAGAUAUGUAUCUUCACGAAAUUAUUCCUGUCGUUAUUUCAUGCGUUGUAUCGAGACAAUUAUGCCAGAGAAUUGGCGAAAACCACUGGGCACUGAGGCAGUACGCUGCACGAGUUCUCGCUCAAAUCUCGAAAAACUUCACUACUACUACAUCGAUGCUUCAGACUAGAAUUGUGCAAUCAUUGCAGAAACCUUUGGAUCGAAGGGACGCAGCACUUGCACAACUUUACGGCUCGAUUGUGGGUUUAUCCGAGUUAGGCUCAGAUGUCACUAGAAAAAUCAUUAUUCCAAGAUUACCUAAAAUAUCCGAAAGAAUUGAAAAUCUCCAAAACGACUUACAAUCCGACCCAAUUCACUCAGAUGGACUCGAACACAUUUUGGACCAACUGCGAAAAAGAAUAUGCCCGGAAAUCAACCAAAACCAAGAACUUAUUCAAUUGGACGAAAUGAUUCACGAAUUCGGGCCUUACCUCGGCAACAAAAUGUAUAGGAAACUAAUGGGCUCAUCGGACAUGAGAUGA
Oikopleura dioica is the source of this 1785-nucleotide messenger RNA. The record is from the annotation of a GenBank genome assembly. NCBI's taxonomy places the organism in Eukaryota, Metazoa, Chordata, Appendicularia, Copelata, Oikopleuridae.